Molecule: messenger RNA, 3314 nt
Organism: Pongo pygmaeus (Bornean orangutan)
Lineage: Eukaryota; Metazoa; Chordata; Mammalia; Primates; Hominidae
Gene: KANSL2
Product: KAT8 regulatory NSL complex subunit 2
Exons: 10
Coding region: 1212-2690 (492 amino acids)
Cellular component (GO): NSL complex
Source: RefSeq, a predicted model, not a curated record
GACAAAGAUUUUUAGUUUAAAUGAUUGGUAUCGUGUCUGUCAUUUUUAUGAUACCCGCAUUAUUUAGCAUGGAAUUUUAAAGACAGGGUACACAGUUAUGAGAAGCAGCCCUAAACUAGAACAAAUAUUUCCUUAUUCUCAGUCCAAUGCUCUUUACUAUAUAAGAGGCAAUAAGGGAAAAGAAUGCGGGCUGGGUUCAAAUUCGUCUUCCUUUCCCAUUUACUAGCUAUGGUCCCAUUCUGUUCCUCAGUCCUCUUAUCUGUAAAAUGGACAUAAUACUAACCUCUACCUCUUAGGGUUGCUUUGAAAAAUUCAAUGAAUUUAUACAUGUAAUUCCCAGAAUCAGUAAACACCCAAAAAAUGUUUUUCUUUGUUCUCUACACCAAAUUUUCAGUACAUGUAUUGAACUGUUCACAAAAGAAAGCUAAAGACUUUUUAUGUGUAAACAGUGAGCCUCCAGCCUAUGUCUGAUUUUUUUUUUAAUUUUAAUUUUUUUUUUUGAGACGGAGUUUCGCUCUUGUUGCCCAGGCUGGAGUGCAAUGGCGCGAUCUCGGCUCACCGCAAUCUCCGCCUCCCGGGUUCAAGCGAUUCUCCUGUCUCAGCCUCCCGAGUAGCUGGGAUUACAGGCGUGCACCACCACGCCCGGCUAAUUUUGUAUUUUUAGUAGAGACGGCGUUUCUCCACGUUGGUCAGGCUGGUCUCGAGCUCCCGACCUCAGGUAAUCUGCCCGCCUCAGCCUCCCAAAGUGUUGGGAUUACAGGCGUGAGCCACCGCGCCCGGCCUGUCUGUCUGGUUUUAUACUAGCUGUGUACAGUGGUGAGGGUACAGCAGCCUAGGACCACAGAGUGAGGGUCCAAAAGUAGCCGGAAAAAGAGCCACGCUGCAAGGUGGAAAAAUAUCAGCAGUUGGCAACCCGCCCCGCAGCCCGCUCUCCUCCCCCUUCCUCCCCGGCUCACUCUGCUCCGGGCGGAGUUGCUGAUAGACGUCUGUCUUAGCCACCCCAACCUCGCGUUUUUCUCAGCGCUCCGCCCUCCCAGACACGAUAGGUAGUGGGCCUCGGCUAAUGGCGACACCCUAUCAUAAGAGCGGUAGCCAGUCAGUAGCCAGGAGUCCGGAAAGGGGCGAGGCCGAUCUAGGAGCCGCUGGCGCCACUAGAGGAGGGCGAGCGGCGGGGCAGAGAGAGGCGCAGCGCAGCUCCUGAGGUUUUGGUUAUGAACAGGAUUCGGAUUCACGUCUUGCCAACCAAUCGGGGGAGGAUCACUCCAGUGCCCAGGUCUCAGGAACCUCUGUCUUGUGCAUUCACUCAUCGUCCAUGCUCUCAGCCUCGUCUGGAGGGGCAGGAGUUUUGCAUUAAGCAUAUCCUUGAAGACAAGAAUGCACCCUUCAAGCAGUGUAGUUAUAUAUCGACGAAGAAUGGAAAAAGAUGUCCCAAUGCUGCCCCAAAGCCAGAGAAGAAAGAUGGGGUGUCCUUCUGUGCUGAACAUGUCCGUAGGAAUGCCCUGGCACUUCAUGCUCAAAUGAAGAAGACCAACCCAGGGCCUAUGGGUGAAACACUCCUGUGCCAGCUGAGCUCAUAUGCUAAGACAGAGCUGGGGUCUCAGACUCCAGAAAGUAGUCGCAGUGAAGCCAGCCGAAUACUAGAUGAAGACAGCUGGAGUGAUGGGGAGCAGGAACCCAUUACUGUGGAUCAGACAUGGAGAGGUGACCCUGACAGUGAAGCUGAUAGCAUAGACAGUGAUCAAGAAGAUCCCCUAAAACAUGCUGGUGUCUACACAGCAGAAGAAGUGGCCCUGAUUAUGCGUGAAAAGCUAAUUCGUUUGCAGUCUUUGUAUAUUGAUCAGUUUAAACGACUUCAGCAUCUGCUCAAGGAGAAGAAGCGCCGGUACUUACAUAAUCGCAAAGUGGAACAUGAAGCUCUAGGCAAUAGUCUCCUGACUGGCCCAGAGGGACUUUUGGCCAAAGAACGAGAGAACUUAAAGCGAUUAAAAUGUCUGCGUCGAUACCGCCAGCGCUAUGGAGUGGAAGCCUUACUGCAUAGGCAGUUGAAGGAACGGAGAAUGCUGGCCACAGAUGGUGCUGCCCAACAGGCCCAUACCACUCGUUCCAGUCAGAGGUGCUUGGCCUUUGUGGAUGAUGUUCGUUGUUCCAAUCAGUCUCUUCCAAUGACCAGACACUGCCUUACCCAUAUUUGUCAGGAUACGAAUCAGGUUCUCUUCAAGUGCUGCCAGGGAUCUGAAGAGGUACCCUGCAACAAACCUGUUCCUGUAAGCCUCUCUGAGGAUCCCUGCUGCCCACUGCAUUUCCAGUUGCCUCCUCAGAUGUAUAAGCCCGAGCAGGUACUGUCUGUGCCAGACGAUCUGGAAGCCGGCCCCAUGGAUCUGUACUUGAGUGCUGCUGAGCUUCAGCCCACUGAGAGUUUACCUCUGGAGUUCAGUGAUGACUUGGAUGUUGUGGGUGAUGGUAUGCAGUGUCCUCCUUCACCUUUGCUUUUUGAUCCUUCACUAACCCUUGAAGAUCAUUUAGUCAAAGAAAUUGCUGAAGACCCAGUGGAUAUUUUGGGCCAGAUGCAGAUGGCUGGAGAUGGGUGCAGAUCCCAGGGAUCUCGAAAUUCUGAGAAAGGCUCUGCACCAUUGUCUCAGAGUGGAUUGGCUACUGCAAAUGGGAAGCCAGAACCCACUUCUAUUAGUUGAUAGUUUGUUUGGGGAACCAUUUUACUUUGGUGGAUUUAAAUUUCUCGUUCUUCAAAGAAGUAUUUCUGAUCAUCUCUCACAAAACACAGGCAACCCAGACUACCUUGUUUUUCUUCUGGAUUGAGUAUUAUAGUCAAACGUAAAGCCAAAUUUUGAGGACAUGGACCGUGGGUUUCUUCCCACUCAGGGCAAGGAAGAGAAAGAGAGAUAAUCCCUAUCAAAGCUUCUGGGAUUAUUUGGGAGUAUACCUAAAAGGAAAGUGACAUCUUUGUAAUGAGAUUUCCCAAGUCAUGGAUAGAAAUCCACCUAAGUAGCUAGGUGGGAGCUGUCUUUGUGAGUGGUGUCUUUGAGAUACUGACAGCCGUAAUAUUGGUUAUCUCUAUCUAAAGACCUGCAGUUUAGCUUUUCUUCACCUCUACUUAUUGGGCAAUCUUUAACCCCUUUCCCUGGUGAACUCUGGCUUUUAUCCUCUGAGAAAACAGCCCACAGGACUGGGUCCUCGUUAUCCAUCUUGCUUUUAACCUAUGUAAAUUUCUGUGGUUGCUAUCUUAUGUAAAAUAUAGUAAAAAUUUAUUGUAUAUAGUUUCUAUUAAAUGUUAAAGAAAAUGUUGUGAAAAUAUCAAA